GUGUGGAAUUCAUUUCCUGUUCUGCAGCUCUCAGAGUCAAAGUGAACGAGGAGUCGGAGUCAUGAACUGAAAACUGUGAUCUGAACAUGAAGAAGGAGCGCUGACUCCUCUCUUCUCCUGCUGGAUUCUUCCCCGCUCCAGGAGGACUGAGGAGGACUGAGGAGGAGGAAGGGGGUCCACCAUGGCCGAGCCCCUGCUGAAGAGAACCUUCUCCAGGCUGAGAGGCAAAGACAGAUCCAGGAGGAAGACGGACCCCAAACUGAGCGAUGUUCCAGUCAAGAAUGACUCUGUCCUCCAGACUUCUUCAUCACCAUCAUCACCAUUGAUGACAACGACAAGAACUCCAACAGCAGACCCUGACCCCCCCUCUCCCCCACAUAACCACAUCACAGUUGCUAAGAAACAGUCGUGGGCAUGGCAGGGCUCCGUGGCUCCGCCCAGCGCCCUGCCCUCUGGCUCCGCCCCCAGAACCUCUGACUGGGAGCGAGCAUCAGGAAUACCCCAGGAUGCAUCUGGGCAGGCCUGGAGUCAGAGGCUAGCACAGGAUAAGACAGAGCAGUGCGGUGACAGGAUGUGUGUCAGUCUGGCCUGGGAUAUGACCAGCAUCCCCUGUGUUCCUGUCAGUUCUAUGGCAGUCCACCAGGAAGCCCCCCAGCCAGCAGGGGGCUUCCCUGAUGUGCCUGCCACCUCCGUCAGCACCAAGUCUGGCCAGCGUGCAUAUCUGCAAAGCCUGGAUCGCAGCAGCCGAGCCUGGGUGCUGUCUUCAGGAAAGAUCCAGGCUUCAGACGAGGCCUGUAGGCUGCAGGAGGACAGCACCAGCAACAUCUGGUACAACCCAAUCCCUGAGGAGGAGGAUGCAGGAGGUCCACGCAGGGAGGAGGAGAUAUGGAGGAAGAGGGACGAGAGGGAGGGCGGAGGAGCAACAAAGAGGCCAGGAGAUGCCAGAGCAGUGCUGGGAGGAGGGUGGGUUGGGUCAGCAGAAAGUCGUAGCAGUGACUGUCCACUGGAGGAUGCCAAUCCAAGUGUUAGCCAUCACACUGAUGACAUCACAACAGAAAACACAGACUCCCCGCCCUCAGACUCUAGCCCCGCCUCCCAAAAGAAAGGGGGCGUGUCUGGCAGUGUGAUUGACAGGCUGAGGUCCCCUGGUACAGUGAGGAAACUCUCCCUAAAGAUGAAGAAACUUCCUGAGCUGCGCCGCAAACUCAGCCUUCGCUCCUCAUCUCGUGCCCAUCGUCAGGGUAACGAAAGCAGAGGGGGCGGGGAUGAAUCGACCAGUAAGAAUGCAACAUCAUCAUCAACCUUGUCUAACCAGAAUGUGAUCAGCAGAUAUCACCUGGAUAGUUCCGCCCCUCCAGCCAGAGCGCUGCAACGAUCAUCGAGAGGACGCUCUGCCAGUAAAGGAGGUUAUCUUAGUGAUGGGGACUCCCCGGAGCUGCUGCCACGUCAACAGGCCCCUCCCCCUACAACUUCCCAAGAAACGGCAUGUGACGUCAGUUCUUUUCGAUUGUACGUGAGCUCCGAUCCACAGCGAUGCAGCCAGCGGGUGACGGGUUUACUGACUGUCCAUCUGCUGGGCCUGGAGGAGAUGAAGGCCAGCAGGUCAGAGGGCAGUAAGGAGGUCUUCCUGGCCAUCCAGAUCGACGGGGUGACGAGAGCGAGGACUGCCCUCCUGACCCUGCGGGGCUCCGCCCUCUCGUUAAACCACGCCUUCCACCUGGAGCUGGAGAGAGCCCGGCAGCUCCGCAUAGUGGUGUUAACACCAGCCAAUCCACAAGCAGUGGGCGGGUCUAAAUCACGCCCAUCAGGGACGGAUCAGAGUCAGACUUCAGGUGGUCCAACCAGAAACAGAGUCUGCUGUCUGGGUGGAGUCUCCAUCCCUCCACUCUUUAAAGGGAGUCGAAGUCAGCAGCUCUGUGUGAAGUUGGAGCCCAGAGGUCUUCUUUAUGUCAAGCUUUCACUACAGGAAAAAUGGGACACACAGCCCAGCAGUGACACAUCAGUGCCUGCUAAUGUGUUUGGGGUUGAAUUGCACCAUCUGGUGGAGAAAGAAGGAUCUGCAUCUCCAGUCCCUCUACUGAUCCAGAAAUCUGUGGCAGAGAUAGAACGAAGAGGACUGAAGGUGGUGGGUCUGUACAGACUGUGUGGUUCUGCUGCGGUGAAGAAGGAGCUCAGGGAUUGGUUUGAGAGGAACAGUUCAGCUGUCUGCCUCAGCGAGGACCUCUACCCUGACAUCAACGUCAUUACAGGUAUACUGAAAGACUACCUGCGGGAGCUGCCAUCUCAGCUCAUCACCAGGACUCUAUACCAGGUCGUCAGGGAGGCCAUGACCCUACGACCCCCACCCGCAACCCCUGAUCCUCAGCUGGCCCAGAGCACUGUGGAGCUGCUGUCCUGUCUGCCGCCUCCAGAGAGGGCCACCCUGUCUCUCUUGCUAGAUCACCUCAGCCUGGUGGCGUCCUUCAGCUCGUCCAACAGGAUGACACACCAGAACCUCGCCGUCUGCUUCGGCCCGGUGCUCCUCACCCCAACCCAGGAGGCCUGGAAGGGGGGAGGAGGAGGGGGGGGGAGGGGAGGAAGAGGAGGCGGGAAAGGAUUCGGUCAUGGUGAAGAGAUAGCGAGUGCAGUGGAUUUCAAACGACAUAUCGAGGCGUUGCACUACCUGCUGCAGCUGUGGCCAGUGCCGACCCAUCGAAUCCCAGCAGAUGACCACAUCGAAGUCUCCCCGCCUCCCUCCCCCGCCCUUACCUAUAACCCCCUGGGCCAGCAACAGCAGCGGCAUCCUGCGCUGCGGUUGGCUCUGCCUCAGAACCCCGAGGAGGUGGUGGUGUCACGUCGAGGUCGAGGCGGUUUGGCCAGGCUGGAGAGUCCGCCACCGAUAAAUCGGUAUGCCGGAGACUGGAGCAUCUGUGGACGAGAUCUUCUGUCCGGACAGGAGGCCGAUUAUGACGAGGUGGCAGGAAGUGAGAGUGAUGGAGGCAGCGGUGAUGAAGAGGAGGAGAAGAAGGAGGUGUGGUCAUCAGGAGGAGGAGAAGGAGGAGGUCUGUACGUGGACGAGUUCAUGGAUUUUGAUGCUCCGUUUAACUGUCGACUCAGCCUGAAGGACUUCGACACUCUGAUCCACGACCUUGACCGAGAGCUGGCCAAACAGAUCAACAUCUGUCUGUAGAGGAAGAAGAGGAGGAGGAAGAGGAGGAGGUCUGAGUCUAAAUUAUAAAUUUAAUAAAAGUUAUUUUUGUUAUGCCCUGAUGUAAUGCUCUGCUCAAAGGUUCCUCAACAGUACUAUUAGUAUUAUCAAACAACUACAACAGAAUACAAUUAUUAUAUCUGAUACAGCAAACUGACCUCAGAUCAGCUGCUAGUUUGACCUCUGACCUCCUCACAGCUUCCUCUGAUCUCUGCAGCAAGUGAAGAGAAUUUUUCAGCAUCGUUACUGUCAUCAGGAAACCAGACUGAAAACAUCGCCGCUGUCAAAGAAAAAUAAUCUGCAUAUUUUCUUGUAAAGACGAGAAAACUUUAAGAUAUAAACUAGAUUUGUUUCUAUUUGCAGCAUCACAAUUUCUUGAUGAGAACGUUCUUUCAUAAUAAGUUUAAAUAAGUUUAAUUAAGUUUAAAUCCCAUAAUUAUGAGAAUUGCAAGAUAUUAGAUCUCAUAUUUAUGGGAUUAUUAAACCUGUUAUUUUAUGAGAUAUAUGUGAUAGGAGAUUUGGAAGUUAUAGUUGGUGAAUGCACUUCCAUCAGCAUUGAGCUGGAGGAGAGUGAGUGUUUUUUCAGAGCGAGCUGCAGACCUCGCUCUCGGAUUUUAAACUCCUGAGCGAAAAGAUGAGUUUAACUCAAAAAGAUGGAUGCCGUUCUCAUAGUGUUUGUUACCUGCGUCUCUGGAUGUUUCCUGACUUCUGCUGGUCAUCAUGGAGGAUGAGCUACAGUCUGUGCCAAAAAUCUAAAUCAAACCAGAUUAAUUUAUUUCUCUGAUCCAAAGAUAAAAGCAGCUUCAGUGUUAAUAUGAAGGAGGAGAGUUUCUCUCUGAGGCAUCGCUGCGGAGGAACGACAGGAACACAAACUUCAGAGAACUACACUGUUGGUUCCCUCUUCAUAACAUUAUUAUUAUUGAUGAACAGAUCUUCUAAUGAUAAAGACCCUCUGAAGUCACAGAAGUGAACUGAACUGUGUUGUUGUUGUUGUUCUGGGUAUCAGGGUCGGAUCAUGUCGGAUCAUGACGGAUCCAGUUGGACUGUAUCGGGGCUUUUUGCACUGUUGAAGCCAUAAUUUCACUUGUUGAAACUUUUAGUUGAAGAGAACAAACUGCAGAACUCAUCGUUCUGCUGCUUUAUCCAAUCAGAGUUCCCUUCACUCUGAUCAGCUUAAAUGUUUUUAUAUUUAUUCUCUUUUCUUUGACAGACUUUUGAAUGUGAUGUGACUUGACAUCUACAGAGCUCCUGAAAGGUCACAGUGUUUUUCUGAACCAUUGUGUUUCCUCACAGGAUCUGAACCUAGUUUUUCUAUCAGCUAUGACAGAUACUGUAUGUGAAGGAUGACACUGGACAAGUUGUACGUGGUUGCAGCUGCUGUCAGAUCUCUGGCUUCUUCUGGAAAUAUGGAUCAGAGGGAGUAAAACAAGUGUUGCCAAAGAACAGAAACGUAGUUCAGAAAAAAAUAAAUCCCACUGUGACUUUUUCAGGUAGUAAGAUCUUUAAAAGAAUCAGAUCACAGUUACAGAGCUGCUCACAGAAUUAUGGACUUGUUGCAUAAAUGAGACACAAACACCAGCAGACAGUCGGCUGUUUUUGAUGAAAAGAAGGUUCCGUGUUUUUUUUUGCUGAAAUUUAAAAUUUCUGAUGAUUGAUGGGCUUUAAAAAUGUGAUGUUUCAGGAGUCCAUGACUUCAUAAAUAACUCUGACUCUGGUGGCUGAUAACAGUCUAAUAGACAUAUGUGUUUUUAGCAUCAUUAGCACGUAGCAUUAGCAUGUAGUUUGACUGUUUGUAGCUGUUUUUUUCUUUAAAAAUGGCAAUGACAACCUGAAGGGAGAGUGGGAAGGGCUUAACAUACCACAUCCACUGAGUCAGAGAAGAAAAAUAAGUCUGCUUUCAUCUGAACGGACAAUACAUAAAUAUCUGAUGUGAUUUUUAACAUUUUUAAACUUAUAAAGCUCAGGAAGAAAAACACGAAGCAUGUUGAGCUCAGCACAGCGUCCAGCGGUCGUGUUCUGUUGUUGGUGGUAUUAAAGCCAUAUUCCUCCAGGGGGCGCUGUGAUGUCACAUCGGACACAGUUACUAUUCAUGUUGCAGGUUUCUGUUGGCAGGCUGAGCAUCAGAGCAAUGUGAGCUGCAGCCGGUCUUCAGUAUUUUCACGGUACAGAGUUUCUGAGUGCGAUGACUUUGUGAAGCCACAGAAGGAAAACGAUGCCAUAUUCAGUGUUAAUGAUGAUGUUGUUGUUUUAUAGUUUUCUGUGUUUGUCAUUAUUUGACAGUAUUAUUUUGUUUUGCACAACUUCAAUAAGCACUUAUGUUUUUUAUUGACGAUGACCAUGUUUCUAUGCAGAUGAUGUAACCAAAGUGUUGAAGCACAGUUCCUGUUGGAACAGACCACAGCAGCCUGUCUGUUUGUCUUAUUAACCUGACCAACUAUUAAACACAUUAUUAUUAUUA
Molecule: messenger RNA, 5645 nt
Organism: Siniperca chuatsi (mandarin fish)
Lineage: Eukaryota; Metazoa; Chordata; Actinopteri; Centrarchiformes; Sinipercidae
Product: rho GTPase-activating protein SYDE1
Biological process (GO): signal transduction
Source: RefSeq, a predicted model, not a curated record